Carica papaya (papaya) is the source of this 2967-nucleotide messenger RNA. The record is from RefSeq and is a predicted model, not a curated record. NCBI's taxonomy places the organism in Eukaryota, Viridiplantae, Streptophyta, Magnoliopsida, Brassicales, Caricaceae.
AUACGCAUCUCCCCUCCGCCUCUCUCUCCUCCAUUCCUGAACCUUCGUUGGAUCAAGAGACCAUGUCGACUGUUACUAUAGAUCCUCUUCUUCAUCAUUGUCGCAGAGAAAGUCCUGGGAUCCGUCUCAAAACCAAGCUACUUAAGCUUUCUUCUCUGGAUUACUCUUCAAAGCUCAUUUUCAAUGGAUGCAGCAGCAGCAGCAACUUGUUCAGCUUCAAGCCCAAAAGGCUCCUCUCAAUCCGAGCUGCCUCCACUUCCGUCGCGAGUUUCCAAUCAACGGACAUUUUCUUCAAGGAGACUUUUCCUCUAAAGCGAACUGAAACGGUGGAAGGAAAAAUUUUCGUUAGAUUAGAUCAGCCCAAUGGACAGGAUUGGCAGCUCUCUGUGGGAUGCAGUCUUCCAGGGAAGUGGAUUCUUCAUUGGGGAGUUUCUUACAUCGAUGACAUGGGCAGUGAAUGGGAUCAACCGCCUAAGGAUAUGAGGCCCCCGGGCUCAAUUCCCAUCAAGGACUAUGCAAUAGAGACACCUUUGAAGAAAUCAUCAGAAGGAGAUCUAUUUCAUGAAGUGAAGAUUGAUCUUGAUAUGAAAAGAUCAAUUUCAGCUAUAAAUUUUGUUUUGAAGGAUGAAGAAACUGGAGCUUGGUAUCAGCACAGAGGGAGAGAUUUUAGAGUCCCUCUUGUAAACUAUCUUCAAGAUGGUGGCAAUGUGGUUGGAGCAAAAAGGGGCUUCAGUAUCUGGCCAGGGGCCUUAGGGCAGCUCUCAAACAUACUUCUGAAAUCAGAAGAUACAUAUUCUAAAGAUGUAUAUGGCAGCAGUAAAACCACAGACUCUGAAAAACAGACCAGUUGUCUUGAAGGAUUUUACGAGGAGCAACGGAAAGACGAUGGAAAUGGAUCUUGGGGAUUAUUCACUUUAGAAAAAAAGCUUGUAGGAUUUCUUUUUGUUCUCAAGUUAAGUGAAAACACCUGGCUGAAAUGUAAGGGAAAUGAUUUUUACAUCCCUCUCUCAAAUUCAGGGAGCUUCCUUGCUCAAUCUGAAGCUGCAGAUUUAUCUGGAAAUAUUGAAGAAGUAGAUCAAGAAGUUUCUCACGCUGCAUACACUGAGGGAAUCAUUAAUGAGAUAAGGAAUUUGGUUAGUGACAUUUCCUUGGAGAAGGGUCAAAGGACAAAAAAAAAAGCAGUGAAUGAAAGUAUUCUUCAGGAAAUUGAAAAGCUUGCUGCUGAAGCGUAUAGUAUCUUCAGGAGCUCAGUUCCAACUUUCCCAGAGGAAAUUGUUUCAGAAUCUGAUGUAAAACAGCCUCCUACAAAAAUAUGCUCAGGGACAGGGACAGGGUUUGAAAUAUUGUGCCAAGGGUUUAAUUGGGAAUCUCAUAAAGCUGGAAGAUGGUACAUGGAACUGAAAGAAAAAGCUGAAGAAAUAGCAUCACUUGGAUUUACUGUGAUAUGGUUACCGCCACCAACAGAAUCUGUUUCACCUGAAGGAUACAUGCCGAAGGACUUGUAUAAUUUGGAUUCAAGAUAUGGAACUAUGGAUGAGUUGAAAGAUACUGUGAAAAGAUUUCAUGAAGUUGGUCUUAGAGUUCUUGGAGAUGUUGUCUUGAAUCAUCGCUGUGCACACUACCAGAAUCAAAAUGGUGUCUGGGAUAUUUUGGUGGUCGUCUAAACUGGGGACGAUAGGGCAGUUGUUGGAGAUGAUCCACACUUUCAGGGGAGGGGCAACAAGAGCAGUGGAGAUAAUUUCCAUGCUGCUCCGAACAUUGAUCAUUCACAAGAGUUCGUUAGGAAGGAUAUCAAGGAAUGGUUAUGCUGGCUGAGAAAAGAAAUUGGAUAUGAUGGAUGGAGGCUGGAUUUUGUUAGAGGAUUUUGGGGUGGUUAUGUCAAGGACUACUUGGAUGCAAGUGAACCAUACUUUGCUGUGGGUGAAUUUUGGGAUUCUCUCAGUUACACAUAUGGUGAGAUGGAUCACAAUCAAGAUGCACAUCGACAAAGAAUUAUUGACUGGAUCAAUGCAACAAACGGAACUGCUGGUGCAUUUGAUGUCACAACAAAAGGGAUCCUUCACUCGGCACUAGAAAGAUGUGAAUAUUGGCGAUUAUCAGAUCAAAAUGGAAAGCCUCCUGGGGUUGUUGGAUGGUGGCCUUCUCGUGCUGUUACAUUUAUUGAGAAUCAUGACACUGGUUCUACCCAGGGUCAUUGGAGGUUUCCUGGUGGAAAGGAGAUGCAAGGAUAUGCUUACAUUUUGACCCAUCCAGGAACACCGGCAGUGUUCUAUGAUCACAUCUUUUCUCAUUAUCGGUCUGAAAUUGCAACUCUUAUCUCUAUCAGAAACCGGAACAAAAUCAACUGCCGAAGUACUGUUAAAAUUACUAAAGCAGAAAGGGACGUAUAUGCGGCCAUCAUUGAUGAAAAAGUUGCAGUUAAGAUUGGACCGGGUUAUUACGAACCUUCAAGUGGGCCCCAAAGAUGGUCUUCAGCCCUUGAAGGACGGGACUACAAUGUUUGGGAAGCGUCUUAAUACAACCGGUGCAAAUAAUAUGAUGUUUUUUAUACACGUGAAUAGUAUAUAUAUACGCAGUCAACUAUAGAAUUGUCCGGUGCGAAGUUCUAAAAAAUCUAUAGUACAAAGCAAAUUGAAGAGUACUAGAUCAGUACAGUGUACGUUUACAUAGGGAAGUGCUUUUGAAUCUUAAACCGAAAGUUACUGGAACCAUUCUUUGUCCGCACAUGGUUUGCUCAUCUGAGAAAGGCCUGCUUGGGAUAUUCUCCUACCGAUGUUGAAGCAAGGAACAAAAUCAUCUGUAUGGGAACAACAAGUGACAUUAUCUAUUGUUUGUCAAAGCAUCUAUAUGUUAGAUUUCGACGUUGUAAAAUUUUGCAAGCAAAAAUCAUUGAUGGUUAAAGCUGCAAUGCGUAUUCUUGUCAUUUAAGAACAAGUGAACAAUAAAUCACUUAUUUCGUUUUCGUUA